Fragaria vesca subsp. vesca is the source of this 2838-nucleotide messenger RNA. RefSeq names its product disease resistance protein RPM1-like. NCBI's taxonomy places the organism in Eukaryota, Viridiplantae, Streptophyta, Magnoliopsida, Rosales, Rosaceae. Bases 1 to 2838 code for a protein of 945 amino acids. Gene Ontology annotation, molecular function: ADP binding. The record is from RefSeq and is a predicted model, not a curated record. Gene Ontology annotation, biological process: defense response to other organism. The transcript has a single exon.
AUGGCCGAAAGUGCUGUCAUGUUUUUAGUUUGCAAGCUUAAGACGUUACUUGAAGAAGAGGUGAACCUAUUGUCAGGGAUCAAAGCACAGGUCGAGGAAAUGGUUGAUGAAUUAGAGCGCAUCCAGGCGUUCUUAAAGGCUGCUGAUGCAAAGGAAGACAGGGAUCCUCAGAAAAAAGUGUGGGUUAAUCAAGUCAGAAAUGUGGCUCACGAGAUGGAAGAUACCCUUGAUAUAUUCAGGCACUCGCAUUCACAUGAUCACGGGCGUGGAUUUCUUGCUUCUCUUCAUAAGCUUUAUUACAUCACCAAGAAAUGGAAAGCUCGUCGACAAGUUGCUGCUGAUAUUGAAGGCCUAAAGAAUAGGAUCAAGAGUCUCGAGAGAAACAAAUUUGUUGAUCCAACUGGCUCCACCUCUGCACAUCAGGUUCCAUAUCAGUUCACUCCAGGGGAUGCCACUUUACUAGAAGAGGCUGAGCUGGUGGCGAUCGGUGAGCCGAAAAGGAAACUUUUUGAGUUGCUUAUGAAGGAAGAAUCAACACGCCAGGUGGUUCCUAUAGUUGGUAUGGGAGGACUGGGAAAAACUACCUUGGUAAAGCAAUUGUACGAGGAUGCCAAAGUUCAGAAGCAUUUUAAGAUACAUGCUUGGAUCACUGUCUCUCGGUCAUGCCAUAUGAAUAAGCUCCUAAGACGCAUGAUCCAUGAGAUAUUCAAUGUUAUCAGAAAACCAGUUCCUCAAGAUGAAGAAAUUGAAAGCAUGGACGACAACAAGCUUAGAGAGAGAAUCAGAAAAUUGCUACAGCAUAGUAGGUACCUGAUUGUUCUGGAUGACCUAUGGAAUACAGCUGACUGGAAUGCCAUCAAUCAUGCAAUGCCAAACAACAAUCAUGGUAGUCGAGUAAUGCUCACUACUCGCAAUGUCAAAGUAGCCUCUGCCUCUUGCUUGGAGAACCCUGCUGACAUGAUCUACCGUUUACAGCCCUUAUCGCUGGAAGAUUCGUGGACUCUUUUCUGCAGGAAGACAUUUCGUGGAAGUCCAUGCCCUCCAAAUCUGGAAGAAAUUUGUCCAUCCAUCCUAACGAAAUGUGAGGGACUACCCCUUGCUAUUGUAGCACUGGGAGCUGUUCUAGCUUUGAAAGACCAGACAAAUGUAGAUGAAUGGACUGAUGUUUGUGGAAGUAUUGGAGCUGAAAUUCAGGAAAAUGAACAGCUUGACAAUAUGACAAAGGUGCUGUAUCUCAGUUUCAGUGAUUUACCAUACCAUCUGAAGUCAUGUUUCUUGUAUCUGAGCAUGUUUCCUGAUAUCUACAAAAUUGAUCAUAUGAAAUUAAUUCGAUUGUGGUUAGCUGAAGGAUUUAUUAUUGAAACCGGAGGAAGGACACCGGAAGAAGUUGCACAGAGUUACAUAAAGGAGCUAUGGGACAGAAGUUUGAUUCAAGCAACAGAAACAGCAACUGAUGGGCGAGUUAAAUCCUAUCGCAUCCAUGAUCUUUUACGGGAGAUUAUCAUUUCAAAGUCUAGGGAGCAAAAUUUUGCAGCUGUAGAGAGAGAAGAAAGCACAACGUGGUCUGACAAAGUUCGACGACUAUCAAUAGUUAAUACAUUGCAGAAUGUCCAAAAGAAAAAGACUCGAUCUAAACUUCGCUCUUUGCUCAUCUUUGGGGUAGAAGAUUCACUAAAUGAUUUUUCCAUAACAAAAUUGUUUCCAACAGGUCUUCAGCUGCUCACUGUAUUAGACUUGGAAGGUGCACAUCUACAGGAGUUUCCAAAAGAGGUUGUGAAGCUGGUCUUUCUCAAGUACCUUAGCUUGAGGAAUAGCAAGGUGAAACAAAUUCCAAGCUCCAUCAAGAAGCUAAGAUACCUAGAGACUCUCGACCUUAAACACUCCCAUGUUGUUGAAUUGCCUGUUGAAAUUUUGUAUUUGAAGCAACUUCGUCAUCUCCUGGUGUAUCGUUAUGAAGUUGAAUCCUAUGCACGAUUUAAUGCCAAAUAUGGAGUUAAGCUUCCUGCAGGAAUAUGUAGCUUGCAAUCUCUUCAAAAGCUUUGUUUUAUAGAGGCAAAUCAAUGCAGUGGUGGUUUCAUGGCAGAGCUAGGGGGAAUGAAUCAAUUGAGGAGGUUAGGCAUUUUGAAGUUGAGACAAGAAGAUGGGGAAAUCUUAUGCUCAUCCAUCCAAAAGAUGAAAAAUCUUCGCUCAUUGUCUGUAUCAUCUGGAGAGUUUGAUGGGUUAAUUGAUUUGAGCUACAUGCCUAGUGCUCCUAAGUUUCUUCGGCGAUUAUACUUGACAGGUCGUUUAGCUAACUUACCACACUGGCUACCUGCGCUUCAAAACCUGGUCAGACUGUUUCUAAAAUGGAGUCGGCUGACGGAAGAUCCUCUAGUGCAUCUUCAGGGUUUACCAAAUCUGGUACAUCUUGAACUGCUACAAGUUUUUGAUGGAGAAAGCUUGCACUUUAAGGCAGGAGGGUUUCCAAGGCUGAAGUUAUUAGGCAUUGAUAAGUUGGAUGAACUUCAAUCAAUAACCAUAGAUGAGGGAGCAAUGCCUUGUCUAGAAAAGCUUAUUAUCCAGCGGUGUGAAUCACUGAAGAAGGUUCCACAUGGUAUUGAGCAUUUAAACAGUUUAAAGUUGCUCGAAUUUUUCGAUAUGCCAGAUAAAUUCAUCACGGCACUAAAUCCAGAUUGUGGAGAAGAUCAUUGGAGAGUCGCUCAUGUCCCGGCAGUUUAUUAUUCCUAUUGGAAAGUUGGUGGUUGGGAUGUGUUUUCAUUAGUCAAUGACGGGGAGGGAUUUCAUCAAGGUACUUCUGCAAUGAGGAGGCUUGAACCUAAUAUACUAUGGAAGGUAUAG